AUGCCGAGGAUUGAACCUAGGGGUCCCACCGAUGCCACCGUUGUGGUAGUAAGAGAUAGCGACAUUUUCUCGCUCUUUUUGUCUGACCACAUGCUAGCAAAGAUUGUUUUGCGUUCCAAUGAUCUACUUGCCCAUUUGAGGAGUAAUUAUCAUCAUAAGGGCAAUGUUGCCCUCAGGGACAUGGACCUGAGGGAACUGAAGGCGUUCAUUGGGAUCCUGAUAAUGUCGUCAGUAAGGUCAGACAAUCACACCACAAUGAGUGACAUGUGGGACCUUCCAGAGGGCAAUCGUUUGUACCGGUGUACAAUGAGCGAGCGUCAUUUCACCCUGCUGAUGAGAGUUCUUCGGUUCAACCAUUCAGCCACCAGAGUGGAGAGGGUGAGGACAGAUCACCUUGCCCCAAAUCAGAAACUCUUCAACCAUGUGGUGGCUAAUUGUCAGAAGAAGUACUCCCCAGGGCCUCAUCUCACCGUUGAGGAACAGCUUAUCCCAUUUAGGGGCCGCUGUCCCUUUAGGAUGUACAUUCAAAGUAAGCAAGCCAGCUGCUCAGUCGCUCUCUUCAGUCUUCACUAA
Molecule: messenger RNA, 573 nt
Organism: Macrobrachium nipponense
Lineage: Eukaryota; Metazoa; Arthropoda; Malacostraca; Decapoda; Palaemonidae
Exons: 1
Coding region: 1-573 (190 amino acids)
Source: RefSeq, a predicted model, not a curated record